This is a messenger RNA of Drosophila arizonae, 3416 nucleotides long. RefSeq names its product DNA topoisomerase 1 (gene Top1). Lineage: Eukaryota; Metazoa; Arthropoda; Insecta; Diptera; Drosophilidae. Gene Ontology annotation, molecular function: DNA topoisomerase type I (single strand cut, ATP-independent) activity; DNA binding. Gene Ontology annotation, biological process: DNA replication; chromosome segregation; DNA topological change. The record is from RefSeq and is a predicted model, not a curated record. Gene Ontology annotation, cellular component: chromosome; nucleolus.
AGUUCGAAGUAGAUUUGGUACGAACGUGUUCGCGUGGCCGCUGCGCGCUGUAAAAGAGACUCUUCUAAGUGUAAUAUUUGGGGACUUAGCAAAAAAAAAUAUAUCAUUUUGUAGUAUCGCGCAGUAAAUGCGGAGACACAAAAAGUAGUUGCAGUCGCAUGUAUCGGCUAUUGGCAACUGACAUAUAAUACUAACUACAAUAUAUAAAAGUGUAGAAAAUAUUUUAAAAAAAAAAUUGUAAAGUGAAGUUGGGAAAAAAGCCGUAAGCGCCGGACUGCCAACUGAGAAAUUGUGCAAAAUGAGUGGGGAUGUGGCUGCUGAAAAUAAUAUACACGUGCAAAAUGGCGGCAGCUGCGAAGUGCAAUCGAAUGGUGUAACCACAAAUGGACACCAUCACCACCAUCAAAGCAGCAGCAGUAGCAGCAGCGGUAAACAUAAAUCAUCCAGCAAGGAUAAGCAUCGUGAUAGGGAACGGAGCAGCGAGCAUAAGAGCUCCAGCUCGUCGUCUAGGGAACAUAAAAGCGGAAGCAGCAGCAGUAGCAGCAGUCGCGAUAAGCAUAAGAGUAGCAGCAGCUCUUCGAGUAGCAAGGACAAGCAUAGGGAUAAGGAACGAGAUAGCAGUAACUCAAAUCGCAGCUCUUCGUCGUCAUCGUCGUCCAGCCAUCGCGAUAAAAACGGCAAGCACAAGUCUUCGUCUAGCCAUCAUCAUAAGAGCAGCAGCAUAAGCAGCAGUAGUGGCUCGUCCUCCAAGGACAAGGAACGCCGCGAUAAGGAUCGCAGCAGCAGCAGCAGCUCCUCCAGUCGAGAUAAACACAAGUCUUCGUCGUCGUCUUCGAGCUCACGGCACAAGAGCUCGUCGUCAUCAUCAUCAUCAUCAUUGAAAAGCAAACAUUCCAGUUCAAGUUCUAGGCAUAGCUCAUCCUCGAAAGAUCCUGCCUAUGAUGGUGUAUUCGUUAAGCCUGAGCCCGUCUCACAGCCACACGCUGAUCCCUUGCAGGCGCAAUUGCAACAGCAGCAGCUUCUCCAACUGCAGCAGCAGCAAUACCAAAUGCAGCAGCAGCAACAGCACUUACAGCAGCUGCAACAACAGCAGCAGCAGUUGCAAGAGCAACAGCAGCAGCAGCUGCAGCAGCAAUUGCAAUCAGAAUGCAAUGGCUACAAAAAUGGCUACGAAGAACACAUUGUCGAUGUUAAGAAGGAAGAUGAUAACUUUGAUCUGUCCCAGGCCAGUUCCUGUGAUUACUCCAUGUCGCAGUUCAGAUCCGAUGAGCCAGAGUUUGUGACUAAAGAGGAGGCCACUUAUACGGAGGAUGAUGAUGAUGACAAUGAUAAUGACAAUGACAACGAUACUGACAAAUAUAACAACAGCAAUAUGAAUGUUGAUAACGAAGGCGAGGACGAAGAUGAAGAUAUGCCGUUGGCAAUGCGAAAGCGCAAACAAGAACCCUCCGAUGAAAUGGACGGAAAUGGAGACGAUGACGACGAAGACAUUCCGUUGCUUGCGCGCAAGAAGAUGAAAAAAGAAGUAAAGGACAAGAAAAAUAAAAAGAAACGCCCCAAGAUGGAGGUAGAUGACGAAUACGGCAGCGGGAAACCCAAAAAGAAAAAGGUUAAAAAGGAAUCUGAGAUCAAGCAAGAACCCAACCAAACGUCCCCAACGAAGCGUUCGCGGAAAGACAAAAAGGAGGAAGAAGAGGAAGUGUGGAGAUGGUGGGAAGAGGAGAAACGUGAGGAUGGUGUCAAAUGGACAACACUGGAGCAUAAGGGACCCGUCUUCGCACCACCCUAUGAGCGUGUGCCCCGAAAUGUGCGCUUCUUUUACGAUGGCAAGCCAAUGGAGCUCAGCGAGGAGACCGAGGAGGCGGCCACAUUUUAUGCAAAGAUGUUAAAUCACGAUUAUUGCACCAAGGACGUAUUCAAUAACAAUUUCUUUAAGGAUUUCCGCAAGACAAUGACACCCAAGGAGAAGGAGAUCAUUAAAGAUUUUCGCAAAUGCAAUUUCCAAGAAAUGUUUGAAUACUUCCAGGCUGAAUCUGAGAAACGAAAGGCGGCCACAAAAGAGGAGAAGCUCGCGAAAAAAGUUGAAAGCGAGGCGCUAAUCAAAGAAUAUGGUUUCUGCAUGAUCGACGGUCACAAGGAGAAGAUCGGCAACUUUCGGUUGGAGCCGCCCGGUCUGUUUCGUGGUCGAGGCGAGCAUCCAAAGAUGGGUAUGAUCAAGCGUAGAAUUGCGGCCCGCGAUGUAUCCAUCAAUUGUGGCAAGAACUCGAAGGUGCCACAGCCACCGCCAGGCGAGCGCUGGAAAGAAGUGCGUCACGACAAUACCGUUACAUGGUUAGCAUCCUGGACAGAGAACGUGCAGGGCCAGGUGAAAUACAUUAUGCUGAAUCCAUCGUCCAAGCUAAAGGGCGAGAAGGAUCAUAUUAAAUAUGAGACAGCCCGCCGGCUGGAUAAGUUCAUUGACAAAAUACGCGCCACUUAUCGGGACGAAUGGAAGUCGAAGGAGAUGCGUGUCCGCCAACGUGCCGUUGCUUUGUAUUUCAUUGAUAAGCUCGCGCUGAGAGCGGGUAAUGAGAAGGAUGAGGAUCAAGCCGAUACCGUUGGCUGCUGUUCGCUGCGUGUGGAGCAUGUGCAGCUGCACAAGGAGCUCAAUAAUAAAGAGAAUGUGGUCGUAUUUGAUUUUCCUGGUAAGGAUUCCAUACGUUACUACAACGAGGUCGAGGUGGAAAAGCGCGUCUUCAAAAAUCUCGAACUGUUCAUGGAAAACAAGAAGGACGGCGAUGAUCUAUUCGAUCGCCUCAAUACCCAAGUGCUAAAUGAGCAUCUCAAAGAGUUGAUGGAAGGUCUCACGGCAAAAGUAUUUCGUACAUAUAACGCAUCGAAAACGCUGCAGAACCAAUUGGAUCUGCUUACUGAUCCGAACGCUUCGGUUGCCGAGAAGCUGUUGACCUAUAAUCGCGCUAAUCGUGCGGUGGCCAUCCUCUGUAACCAUCAGCGAUCCGUGCCGAAAGGACAUCAGAAGUCAAUGGAGAACCUAAAGGAAAAGAUUCGGGCCAAGCGGUAUGCCCUUGAUGAAUGCGAAUCCGAAUAUCAUGAUCUGAGAAAGGCGGCUAAGCGUGGUUCCGUCAAAGAGAAGCUUAAUGCCGAUAAGAAGGGCAAACAACUGGAACGUUUGAAGGAUCAACUGAAAAAAUUAGAACUACAAGAGACUGAUAGAGACGAGAAUAAGACCAUUGCCUUGGGCACAUCCAAACUAAAUUAUCUCGAUCCACGCAUCACAGUUGCCUGGUGUAAAAAGUAUGGCGUACCGAUUGAGAAAAUCUUUAAUAAAACGCAUAGAACCAAAUUUCUGUGGGCCAUACAUAUGGCGGACGAGAAUUAUCGUUUUUAAAUAAUUGUUUUUAACACAACCAAACAAA